Messenger RNA from Pocillopora damicornis (cauliflower coral), 2202 nucleotides. RefSeq lists its product as uncharacterized. Lineage: Eukaryota; Metazoa; Cnidaria; Anthozoa; Scleractinia; Pocilloporidae. The record is from RefSeq and is a predicted model, not a curated record.
CUUACAGGUCAACAAUCAAACAAACAGCGAAUUUAUUUGCUAUGUGUGAAAGUGUGACCUAGCGUCUGAAUAUCGCAUGACAUCUCCAAAUACAGCUGAAAACAAUAAGCAUCUCACACGAGGGCUGAAUUAUCUGAAGCCAUGAAGUUAUGUUUCAGGCUGAAACGCAGAAAAUGGCUCAAACUCCUCUUCGUUCUCAUCUGUCUUCUCGUUAUAACAGCACUCCUGGAGCAGAUGUACCUCGUCAGAAUGAAACCUUACUUAAAUGUCUACAUGGCGAAUGUCGGUCGUUCAAUCGAUCGUCCCCUUUCUACCGACUGGGACAUGAAGCAAUCCCGAUCGAAAUGCGCAAUAACGCAUAGUACUGACAACCAUUCUGAGUUGGAUGAUGGGAAGAAAUGCCAACUGCCCAAUCUGGAUCCUUUCCGUUCAUAUGUGGUGAAAGCUAUCAACCCUGUAAGGUCGAUAGACUGCGAAGGAAGAUUGUACACUGAAUAUGAAAACAGCGUCUUUAAACUCCUGGACGAUGUCAAUGAAAAGCAUCAAAUUAAAGAGGUUUUUGCAGUGCCAAUAGUGCGUGUUUCAGAUCAAUAUUCGGCCUACGGAGAGAAGACCUUUCUUAGCCUGAAUAACAGAAGUGCCAUUAUGGUAGACGACUUUCUCAGAGUGACCAUUCGCUUUAGAGACGGAUCAGAGCAAACAGAUUUUCACGCCUCGAUUUCAGAGAUUCCCGAAGUCUCAGAACAGAAGGAAACUCACAGCUCUCCCCUUAACAUAAUGAUUCUGGCAUUCGAUGGAACAUCUGCUGCCCACUUUGAGAGGAUGCUACCCAAAACAUAUACUUACUUACAAGACAAUCUAGAAUCCAUCGUGGUGAGAGGUUACUCAGUAGUAGGAGAAUCUACGACGCCCCAACUGACGGCACUUUUGACCGGUAGGUCAUUAGAGGAGAACUGCGAUUUUAGUGAAGCAAGGAAAGAAUACGCAUCCUCCACAUUUGUAGACGUAUGGCCCUUCAUAUAUAAAGAUCUGAAACGUCUUGGAAUAGUCACGAUGUGGAGUGAAGAUGAUUAUCACAUAGGUACAUUCACUCUUAGACUAAACGGAUUCAAUGAUCAGCCCACGGACCAUUAUGGAAGAACUUUAUGGUUAACCACGCCAGGCGAGCUCUGCUUUAAUUCUCAGCAGCAGUACAAGGUACAGCUGAAAUACCUCAAAAGCUACAUGAAAUCAUACCCCGGGAAGCGAAAAUUUGGUUUCACUUUUUUUUCCGACUUGUGUCAUCGUGAACCUGGUCUUGUCCAUGCUGCUGAUAGCGGAAUAACAGCCUUUUUCGAGUCUCUUCAACGAGAGAAUCUUUUGAAUGAUACCCUGUUCAUUACAAUGUCCGACCACGGCGCAAGAUUCGAGGAGGUGAGACAAAGUCCUCAGGGGAAAUUGGAGCAGCGACUUCCAUUUCUUUCUUUAACGUUUCCUUCGUGGUUUAAACGCAGCUAUCCCGAUCAAAUUGCAGCUCUGGUUAAAAAUACUCACAUCAUUUCGUCACCGUUCGAUCUUCAUAAAACGAUAAAACAUCUAUUAGCGUUUCCGAAAAAGCAUUUUAUCGAGACGAAUACGACAGGUAAAAGCUUUUUCGAGCCAUAUUCUAUCAGCAGAACUUGUAGCGAUACGGGCAUUCCGGAAUAUUACUGCCCGUGUUUAAAGUGGCACCCCAUUAGUGUAAGUCAUCCGCAUGCAACGGAAGCUGUCAGAGUUGCGGUGGACCACAUCAACAAGCUCUUAAUGUCACACCCGAUGACAGCCAAACUAUGCCACCAACUUAAACUUAAGAUGAUCGCUGAAGCUUAUCAGAGUCAACCAAGCAGUGAAACACAUCUUACGUUAGAUCUUGAACAAACCAUAUGCACUUAUCAAAUUCAAUUUCAAACAACUCCUGGCGAUGGCAUAUUUGAAGGGCUAGUCAGGAUGGACUUAUCCGGGAAUUUUAAAGUAUAUAGUAAAUUGGAUCGUAUUAACAUGUACGGCGAUCAGCCGCGGUGUAUUUAUGAUGCUGUGCCGUCCAUACGAUCGUACUGUUUGUGUAAAUAAUAGUAAUAGUCUUAAACGAGGGCUAUCUCCUCUGCCAUAAUUGAGGCAAAGAAAUAUAGAAGAAUUUAUUGCAUGUUGAUGACAACGGCAUUAGAUUCCGUAGAAACUCCGGCA